Molecule: messenger RNA, 1607 nt
Organism: Hibiscus syriacus
Lineage: Eukaryota; Viridiplantae; Streptophyta; Magnoliopsida; Malvales; Malvaceae
Product: aspartic proteinase-like
Exons: 11
Coding region: 16-1539 (507 amino acids)
Biological process (GO): lipid metabolic process; proteolysis
Molecular function (GO): aspartic-type endopeptidase activity
Source: RefSeq, a predicted model, not a curated record
ACCUUGUAAUCAUCAAUGGGGGAUAAGUUUGUUUUACUGGUGAUGUACAUGUGUUUACUGGCAUCUUCGUUCUCCAUGAGCAUGGUUAUGGCUUCUUCCUCGAAUGGUGUGGUGAGACUCGGUCUGAAGAAACAGCGGUUGAGGUUUAACGCCAUGCAUGCUGCUGCUAGAAGUUACCGUGUAGAUGCUAAGGCUGACUCAGAUGAUUCAGGGAUGAACAUUGUUUACCUGAAGAACUAUUUGGAUGUUCAGCAUUUUGGAGAGAUUGGAAUCGGUUCCCCACCGCAGAAUUUCACUGUCAUAUUCGAUACCGGCAGCUCCAACCUCUGGAUUCCUUCUUCCCAUUGUCACUUCUCCGUUGCUUGCUUUUUCCACUCUAGAUACUGCUCUAGCAACUCCAGUACAUAUACAGAGAUUGGGAAGCCCUGCAAGAUCAACUAUGGCUCUGGAAUGAUUCUGGGGUUUUUCAGUGAAGACAACAUAAAAGUUGGGGACCUUGUUGUCAAAAAUCAAGUAUUUACAGAAGCUGUGAGGGAAGGAAGUGCAAUUCUCACUUUGGCUAGCUUUGAUGGGAUACUUGGACUUGGUUUUCAGGACAUUUCUGUAGGGAAUGUUGCACCACUUUGGCAUAGUAUGCUGCAACAAAGCCUACUUGCUGAAAAGGUAUUCUCUUUCUGGUUCAACAAAGAUCCGUCGGUAAACGAGGGCGGCGAGAUCGUGUUCGGUGGCAUCGAUCCUCGGCACUUCAAGGGAAAUCAUACUUAUGUUCCGGUCGUUCGGAGGGGUUAUUGGCAGAUUGAACUGGAAGAUUUUUUAAUUGCAGACCAACCUGCAGGUUUUUGCAUCAACUGCACUGCAAUAUUGGAUUCCGGGACAUCCUUCAUUGCCGGACCCUCGGCUGCCGUGACGAAAAUCAACGAAGCUAUCGGAGCGAAAGGAUUCGCAAGCCUGGAAUGCAAAAAAGAAGUUUCUCAAUAUGGAGAUAUCAUAUGGCAGCUCUUGUUAUCUGGGUUACAGCCCGACAGAUUAUGUUCCGAUAUCGGUGUAUGUUCCUUCAACAGAUCUCGUGCUCUAAGUGACGAUAUCGAAAUGGUGGUACAACGAAAGAGACAGAAGCGCAACGACACCAGAGUCGGGCAGGACCUUCUAUGCGCUGCUUGUGAGUUAACCGUAGCAUGGAUACGGACCGAGCUCAAGCAAGAUAAAACACAAGGACAAGUAAUCGAAUAUGUUAACAAGUUGUGUGACACCCUGCCAAAUCCAACAACACAGCUAGCUGUCAAUUGUGCCGAGAUACCAACCAUGCCUACCGUUUCAUUCGUCAUCGGGAAUAAGUCCUUCGACCUCGGUCCGCAACAGUACAUCCUUAAAGUGGAACAAGAUCACGUUACGUUCUGCAUCAGCGGUUUUAUCGCGUUGGAUGUUCCGGUUUCGCCUCCCCAGGGACCUCUCUGGAUUCUUGGGGAAAUCUUCAUGGAAGCAUACCAUACGGUGUUCGAUUUCGGUAAUCUACGAGUCGGAUUUGCAGAAGCUGCUUAGGAUCGGUUGAAGGAGAUGACUAGAUGAGCAAUGCUAUCUGCAAGAAAAAUGCUUGCUUUGCUUUGUUA